AUGCCCGCGCAGCAACUCAAAGCAGAGCUGCAGGAGGCCCUUUCACUCUUGGGUGCUGCCAAGCAGCAAGGGACCUCAGCAUCAGACAAUUGCACUACUGCAAUCUACUGCAUGUCUGUGGACAGUCGCACGAUCUCGUAUGUAUUGGAAGUGUACAACUCCACGUCCAGCCUUCUGCAGCCAAGCUGGCUUGAGUCAUUGGGUCAUGCUGAAGAGAGGACUCAGCUCAAGCCCAAGAAGCUUCCGCACCUGGCAAGGCUAAUCUCUGGACAAGGUUCUUCCAUGCGGAGUUUUAGUGUCCGACUUGGCCCAGUGGCUCUUGCAGCUGUUUCCUGCAGAUCACUGCGGGCAAAGGCCACCGCUGUAGCAACGGCGCGUGUGCGCGAGAGUGGUAUGCCAGUGGUGGACUGGUGGGAGCAGCUUGUCAGUGCAGAAUCGACGCUGGAUUUGCUGGGAUUUGUUGGCCAACACCAACAUGAGACUAUUGUGGAGUUUGGCUGCGGGUAUGGCACUUUCACCAUACCAGUUGCCGAGCGCGUUCAUCAGCUCUACAGCUUUGAUAUCGAUCACGAGAUGGUCGGAAACACACAGCAAAGACUGCUUUCUCAAAAGCCGCACCUAGAGAAUGUAAAACUGGAGGUGCGUGAUGUCGUGGCCACUGGCUAUGGCUUGGACACUUCUGUUGAUGCUGUCCUAUUGAUGAACAUCCUUCAUUGCGAGGCACCUGUUCAGAUGCUGCAACAGGCAGCAGAUUUGCUGAAACCAGGCGGUCUAAUUUACGCAACCCAUUGGAGGUAUUGCACUGAGGAGUUUAGGCCGUUGUCCUUCCAGAAGGCCAUUGAAUUGUGCAGAAAGCAUCCUCGGAGUAUGAUACUUUUCUUGGUGGCCUUUUCUGCACUACUGCUGCUCCCACAGUUGGUUUACUCAACGGGUGCUUUGCAGGAGGUUAUCAAGAACCUUGACUUUGCUCAACAGCCAGAUGAUGUUGAGGAGGAAGGACAAGCCGAUGCUGCGAUUGAGCAGAGUAUGCUGAAUGCGCGAAAGAUAAAGCAUCUUGGUCGUGUUGUCAGCAGCCACAUAGUGGACUUGAACAAGAGAAUGCGGAAGUUUGAGAAGCUCACUGGAAUCACUGCAGGUGAAGCUUAUCCAAAUGAGUCUCCGCCAAAUGGCUACGGCCGGUUCUGUCACCAUCCAGAUCGGUUGCCGGAGUCUCAGAGUGACAGCUUCACAAAGCCCACAGCGAUCUCCUGUAGCGGUGCCGACACUGCUUCCAAAUACUCGUCCAAUUCAGUAGACGCCUGGCCAAGUUGCAUGCAUUUUUCCGCGGAGACUCUGAGUCUUGUGACUGCAGAGAUUGAAAAGCUUCAGCAACAGCAGAUCCAGCAUGAAAACACCAGCAAGGCACUCUCAGGAGUGAAUGGCUCCAUGUGGGCCAAUUACAUGCAAUCCAUUGCACAGACGGAAACUGUUCAGUCAUCGAACAGCUUCAAGUUUGAUAAGGAGUCAGGCUUCUACAAGGACGUGAAGGCACAGCUAUACUAUGACCCAAAUAGCACCUAUUUCUUCACCUUGGACUACAAGAAGUACUUUGUCUACGAUUCAGAAGUACAGCUUCUUUGCCUGGUCGACUCACAGGGGAAGAAAGUGCCCGGUGGAGAGACUAGGCCUUUGCCAUCGCAGGUGGCCAAAUCUGGUAGGCCCGAAAAGCCCACAGAGCGAGAGCGUCCAAGGAGCAGAAGCCUCAGGCGUCGGCGCAGCAGGAGCCUUGACGCAAGAGAUGGUCGGCGAGACCGCAGGCGAGAGAAUGAGGGGCAAAGUGUGUUCAAUUGUUCAAAUGAAGCCAAGGAGCGGGAAGGCAGAUUUGAAGAGCGCGGUGAGUCAAGAGCUAGUGCCGGGAGUGAUGUCCGAGUUGAGGAAGUUCGGCACCAGCCAAUCCACUUCCCUGGUGGGGACCCGCUAGCAAAGCUGGCAAACCCACUCCCACCAGAAACAGCGCGGGCAAAUCAGCCGAAAAAGAAGAAGAAAGCGCCUGAGGGUGUACUUGGCCUGGCGGCCUCAGCGCCGCUCCAAAGGCCAGGCCCAGUGACUGUUUUUGCAUCACGGCCAGGGCCAGUCAGUCUUCAAGCCAGCCCUUCUUCUCUGCCAAAUGCUUCAGCCGUACCUCCUGUGCCUGUGUCAAACCCUACGACAUCUCCAGUGGCUGCAUUGGAUUGGAUUUGUGAGGUAUGUAUGAGAAAAUUCUCCUCGGAAGAAACGUUGCGAAAGCACGAGCAGCUUUCCGAGUUGCACAAGCAGAACCUCAUGAAGCUGGGAAUCUGA
Molecule: messenger RNA, 2319 nt
Organism: Cladocopium goreaui
Lineage: Eukaryota; Dinophyceae; Suessiales; Symbiodiniaceae
Source: the annotation of a GenBank genome assembly